Alternaria alternata is the source of this 1915-nucleotide messenger RNA. RefSeq names its product acid protease. Gene Ontology annotation, molecular function: aspartic-type endopeptidase activity. Gene Ontology annotation, cellular component: fungal-type vacuole. The record is from RefSeq and is a predicted model, not a curated record. The coding region runs from base 265 to 1482 and encodes 405 amino acids. Gene Ontology annotation, biological process: proteolysis. The transcript has a single exon. NCBI's taxonomy places the organism in Eukaryota, Fungi, Ascomycota, Dothideomycetes, Pleosporales, Pleosporaceae.
GGCUUGCAGGCUUCAUCUGGCCUGAAGCUUUCCAGAAAGCCGCUCGAUUAAAAAUAGAAUACGACGUUCAUCUCUAAUAGACUGGACCAUUGAAACAACCGGCGGGUACUCUGGUAGAUACGAUUUUUAUGCUGUGGUACUGAAUCGCGUAAAUUCGAGUAUAUACCUAUGGCGAGACCAGACACUAUUUGCCAUAUCGAGAGCUUCCCGUUUCUCUACACUCGCUGCACCCUACAUUGACUUCUCGAUAUCCCGUCUUCCACCAUGGUGGCCCACAUAAUCAAGCUCUUGGCUGUUGCCACCACCGUUUCGGCAUCCAUAGUCGAACUGCCUGUUGUCGUUAGGGGCAGCUAUGCCAGCGUCAAGCUGGAUAUUGGCACACCUGCCAAAGAACACCGCUUGUUAUUUGAUACCGGCUCGUCAACGAUUUUCCUUGUCAACACUGACUGUACCGAGGCCUCCUGCCCGGACGGAAAGAUCUCGGACUACGAACGAGUAAAGUACAAUGCGUCCGCCUCAUCAACGUCCGUCAACCUUGACAUUCCCGCGUCGAUUCCGUACCUAGGCGGCGAAGUCGCUGGCGGUACCUUCCAGGACAUUUUCAGCACUACAGACGGCGGCGUAGAAUGGAACCAGACCUUCCUGUCCGCCAACCAAAGCAGCUGGCGUUUCAUCACCGCCGACGGUUUCCUCGGCUUAGGCUUUUCCACCAUUGCGGAGAAAAACACAACGACCUUGGUCGAACAGUUACUGUGGAACGGUCAACUGGAUGCUCCACGUUUUGGACUGUACUACGGAAAGAACUUGAAGGAUGAAGGCGAGCAAGAUGGUGUUUUGACCAUUGGUGGCAGCCAUGAAGACAAGUAUGUGGACGGCGAGAUGGUCUACGCGCCCUUGAGGAAAGAGGCAGAAUAUCAGCUCUGGCGUGCGCCACUCAGGAGCGUCAACGUACUCGUUACAGAGGACCCAUCGGCACCAAAUGCCACUAUCGAGAUUCACAACGGUCGUCUUCCCACCACCGCUGUAACGAAGGGCGGUUUCCCAAAGGCCAACACGACAUGGUCAACGUAUCAAGCCGGAGCUGUUUUCGAUACGGGAGCUGGACGCCUUUCCGUCCCGACAGAGAUUGUCGAUGCCAUGUACUUCAACCUUGGCUGGAACAACACCAAGCUUAUGAAUGGUGAGGAGCGCAUGGAGUGUCAACAUUUGAAUGCUUCGUGGGCAGUCACUCUGACUCUUGGUGAGGGUGCUCCCGAAGACGAUGUGUCAUUCACUAUGCGAGGUGACGAGUUCACCGAGCCUGGUGACCAGUGCAUGCCGCCAUUUGACGAUAGCGAGCAGUACGGGUUCGCGCUUGUCGGUGCUGCGUUCCUACAGAGAUAUUACUCCGUCUACGACUUUGGUGCUGACAAGGUCGAGGACUACCAGCCAAAGAUUGGCUUUGGAAGGUUGAAGAAGGAGUACGAUUACCUGUACCAAUGAUCAUGGCUCACACAGCAUUCUUCAUUCAUUCUUGUAGAUAUUUGUAACUCAAACCCAUAUAAGACUUUUGUAUUCUCAUGUAACUACUUACAUGCCUGUCCAUUUCCGAUUGUGUUGUAUUGUCUGAUUGAUCUAUGACAUAAUGUGAAUUCCUAUCGCUCUCCACACUCAGAAACUAUCGGGACUUCAUCAUGAGCCCUCUUUCCUAUCUACUUCCCUUAUCUCCAGGUGGGGUCGUGCAGUACCCCUUGCAACUCGCAUAUGCAGUGUCAAAACAUGGGAGUCAGGUUUAAUUCUGUCGAUCUUUUCCAUCCUAGAAUCGCCCAUUGUGUCGAAAUACCAGAGCUCAUGAAGAUUGACAUGGUAGUGUCUGUAAAAGUCCUUCCGUCUAGCAGUCCACCGAUCACCAACGACCACGGUAGCUGACCAAUGG